GCCGACCAAAAACACACACACAGUCACACACAACUUCCGACUUCAAUGGAAGUCUUGUGUCAACCCCCUUCUCCAACAACCAUCAUUUCUUCUCCCAAAACACACCUCAAAACAUUCUCCACCUUCUUCUCUGUUCCUAACCGAACAUCAUCAAAAUGUUUGACUUUCAAAGUCAAAAUGUGUCUCUCUGCUGCUUCUGUUCCUCAGACUCCUUGUUCACUUCAAAUGGCUGCAGCUGCUGGUGGUGGCGGGAAGAUGGUGGUUGAGUUAGUUGGCACAUUUAACGAACUAACCGAACGAAUGAACAAUAACAACAACAACAAUCAUCAUUUACUUUCCACCACUUCUUCUCGGCUGCUUUUUAAAACCCUUAAACUUUGUCUUCCAAUUUUGCAAACUUUGUCUCUUGCUCCCGAUGGCCGCUCCCGUCUCUCUCGUGCCCUUUCCGUUGCUCUCCUCCUCGCCGAUCUCCAGAUGGAUGCUGAAGUUAUUUCUGCUGGGAUACUAAGAGAAGUUGUGGACGCGGGCGGCAUAAGCAUGUACCAAGUCAAGGAUCGUAUAGGUAUUAGCACGGCUCAUUUAUUGCACGAGAGUUUUCGUGUCAACAACAUUGCAUCCAAAGUCGACACUUAUGAUGAGGAAACUGCUUCUGCGCUUAGGAAAUUCUGUCUGACGUAUUAUGAUGUUAGGGCAUUGAUUCUUCAUCUUGCUCUGAAGCUUGAUAUGAUGAGACAUUUGGAGUACCUGCCAAGAAGCCAACAGCAAAUGGUAUCUCUCGAGGUUAUGAAAAUCCAUGCUCCUUUAGCACAUGCUGUUGGGACAAAUUCAUUAUCCCUUGAACUUGAAGAUCUCUCUUUUCAGUACUUGUUUCCUUACUCUUAUCUUUAUGUAAAUACCUGGUUAAGGAGCCACGAGACAGGAAGUAAGCCGAUAAUAGAUGUUCUCAAGGAACAACUGCUACAAUUGUUAAAUUCGGAUCCCGUUUUAGCAGAUAUGGUGGAUGAGAUUUCAGUUGAAGGCCGUUAUAAAAGUCAUUAUAGCACGAUGAAGAAGUUACUGAGAGAUGGGCGUAAACCGGAGGAGGUCUAUGACAUUUUAGGUUUGCGAGUGAUAUUAAAGACAUCAGAUGAAGGGGAGAAAGCAUGUUAUAGGGCACGGUCAGUAAUCCAAUCUUUAUGGAAAGAGGUCCCCAGCAGAUCUAAAGAUUAUAUUGCAAGGCCUAAAGCUAAUGGUUACAAGAGUCUGCACAUGGCGGUUGAUGUGAGUGGUAGUGGCAGGACUAGACCUCUAAUGGAGAUACAAAUAAGGACAUCAGAGAUGAAUAUUCAAGCGUCUGAUGGAACAGCUUCACACGCAUUUUACAAAGGUGGUCUUACUAAUCCAGAAGAGGCAAAACGGCUCAAGACCAUUAUGAUAGCUGCUGCUGAGUAUGCUGCAUUGCGGUUAAAAGAUUUUACUUCCAGAAAUUCAAAAGGUGAUGGGAGUGACAGCAGAAAUCGUAUAUUCCGUCUCCUAGACAAAAAUGGAGAUGGUAAGAUUAGCAUCGAGGAGCUAACGGAAGUGAUGAUAGAGCUUGGUGCACAAGGUGAUGAUGCUCGGGAGAUGAUGCAGCUCCUUGAUGCCAACAGUGAUGGUUCCUUGAGCUCUGAUGAGUUUGACAAGUUCCAAAAGCAGGUUGAACUGAUGCGAGGCUUAGAAGAUAGAGAUGAUGAAUACAAAAGCUUGUUAAAUGAGAAGCUUCAAGGGGCAGAUGGAAGUGGUUUGAUUCAGGUGUACAGAAAAGAACUUGAAGAUAGGCUUGCUGUAAGUUAGCCUUCCAUUAUGGUUGAACCGAACCUCAUUGUAAGUAAACAUGUGCCAACUGGUACAUAAUCAUGAUGUCCAUUAUUGUGUAUACUUCUACAAUGACACUAGUUACCUAGAUAAUUAUUAGUGUGUAUAUGUGGAAUGUAGAAAAAAAUAUAUAUAUACUUCUACAUAUGCAAUAUACCAACAAGAAGCACGCAGCUAGGAGGUACAGGUGAUCAAGUGCCAAUCACAUUUGGAUUAGGUGUGAAAAAUUAGUAAUUUGUUAGUAGCACCCCUACAUAUGUUCUAGCCUAUCUAUGCAUCAUGACGUAUACUGUUGUUGAUUUGGUACAAGUGAUAUUAAGUUACAAGACUCUUGACAUGAGUCUUUUGAUUAA
Erigeron canadensis is the source of this 2186-nucleotide messenger RNA. Its product is annotated as probable GTP diphosphokinase CRSH, chloroplastic. The coding region runs from base 46 to 1812 and encodes 588 amino acids. NCBI's taxonomy places the organism in Eukaryota, Viridiplantae, Streptophyta, Magnoliopsida, Asterales, Asteraceae. The record is from RefSeq and is a predicted model, not a curated record. The transcript has 4 exons. Gene Ontology annotation, biological process: guanosine tetraphosphate metabolic process. Gene Ontology annotation, molecular function: calcium ion binding.